This is a messenger RNA of Theileria annulata, 2520 nucleotides long. RefSeq names its product Tpr-related protein family member, putative. The transcript has a single exon. The record is from RefSeq and is a predicted model, not a curated record. Bases 1 to 2520 code for a protein of 839 amino acids. Lineage: Eukaryota; Apicomplexa; Aconoidasida; Piroplasmida; Theileriidae.
AUGGUAUGUACAUGUGGUGAGACCACCAUUGAUUCCUAUUUGGAUGACUGCCCAUAUUUAACUACAGCCUAUAUUCUUGCCGGUCUUUCAAUGAUGCUCAAUAUUCGUCUGGCAUAUAGUUCUGCUCCAUAUGCACUCAUUAGAUUCAGGUUGCCUGAGAAUCUAUUCAGUGUAUUUGUUAGAAGAAUGGCUAGUGCACUGGAAUUUUGGUGUCUACCAAGUAUGCUCCUGGGAAACAUAAUGGAGAUCGCUCAGAAAGUUACUGCCGAUAAGAAAUCAGAAUUUAAGUUGGACCACUCCAAACAACAACAACAAGACCAAGGUGAUAAUAAGACCAAGCUUGGAACCCUCAUCCAAAUGAAACGUUGGAAGUUCAUGUGGAUUAUAUUUCCUUCCAUGGUGACUAUGUGGUCUGACUUCAUAACAUAUUUAAUAUUAUUGAUAGUUUAUGUAACUGGUGGUGACACUGGUAACGUUACUGGUUAUUACUUUGUAAUUGCAGUUUCUGGAUUCAUUUUUGGUAUUAAUAUGGUCCUGGUGUAUGCUGCUGAUUGGAGAUACACCCCUGUCUAUAUUGCUGGUGAAAAUGCAUUUCCAAUGUUAACAUCAAUCAUACACUACUUUGCUACACUCAUAUUUGGUAAUAGACGAAGAUAUAAUAGCGACUUCAUGAUAGUAACUAUUGAUAUUUGUGUUGCGAUUGUAAUCUCAUUCACUACAGCUACUCUGUGGACCUCAGCAUACUACAUUAUGGAUCAUAAAAGUCCAAAUAAGAUAUUGAGAUUCGGUGUUCGUCCAGGUCAAUUUGGUACUGCUGAUGCUUACGGUACUACUCGUAAUACUGAUCUUACCUUUAGUGUAAAUCUCAAUGGUGGUACUGGAUUUCAGUCUAGUGGUACUAUAAUAAUCACUGUAGGUAGUGAUAAUUUUACAGAACUCAACAGUCAUACUGGUGAUGUGACUAUCACACUCUCCGGAAGUGGAUCUAUCAAGAAGUCUGAUGGUGAAUUCGCCAGAGGCAUUAAUGAACCACUCAAUAAGGGUACUCAGCUAGUAAUUAAUGCCACUGGUAGAAUCUCUACCCCUAAUAUUAAUGGUUCAGAUAUUACUAUUAAAGGUAAUCUAACUGUAACCUCAGAAGGUGGUAAGAAACUUGGCACCUCACUCACCCUGGGUCCAGACUCUUCAGAUCCUAGCAGUAAUGGUCUAGGUGGAUCCAUAACAACAGAGGGUACUAGCAACACUGUCACAAUCAAGGAAAAUAGUACUAUCACUUUGAAAGACGAGGCUCUAAAAGCUAUUAAGUCUCUCACUCAAAAUGCUGUUACUCUAAGUGGUACUGGUGGUUUUAAAUCUAGUGCUAGUAUCACUGUCAGCCGUGAUGAAGGUAAUAAUACAGAUUUAUCAAAUCUCAAUGUUACUAGUAAUCUUCAAAUCACCAUCAACGAUGGUAGUAUCAGGAAUUCUGAUGGUAGUGAACUCCAAAGAGGUACUACACUAAAUAAGGGUACUAAGCUAUCCAUUGAAGCCAAUGGUCAAAUCACCGAACCUCGUGAUGCUAGUGGCACUGUAAAACUUACAGGUACUAUUGUGGUCACCUCCAAUAAUGUGACUAUUGGCAACAGUGGUCUCAACUUUAAUGGAGGUCCCAAUCGUACUGGUGUCGAUGGAACCCUUACACUAAAUGAUGAAAACGGUCCUCCUAAGUAUGUCAAAAUCACUAAUGCUAGUAGUAAAAUCACAAUCACUAGUGCUGCCUACACCAUAAUCAAGAAGGCUUCUGAUACAAUUCCUAGUUUUUUUACCAUUGGUGCUGCCGAUCCUCGUAAUCCUGAAAAGGUUAAACAUGCCGAUGGUCUCGAUAAAGAACACGAUUUUACUAAGCACUGGCAUAUCAUGCCUUCAGAUAAGUAUGAUUCUAAUGAUCUUCCAGACCCAACAGUUGUCUCUCCAGCACUGAUGGUUAUUAUUGGUAUGGGAUUUGUAUACUGUAUAUAUCCUGGUAUCGCACCCGGUAUGAUUGUGCCAUUCUUUCUGGUUGAUAAGAUUGAAACUGUACUUUUAGUCCUGACUACAUUCCCACCUGUAAUUAUUGCCAUCCUACAAAAACACAAGGCUGGCUGGUCUCCUAAAACCCAACACAAUGGUACUAGGUUUGGCGGAUGGAAAUCAUACAAUGCGUUCGGUGAUUAUAAUACUACCUUUUAUCAUGGUUUUGACAUUCUUAUGAUUAUUAAGAUGACACUUCUUGUUAUCUUUAUUUACUGUCUGCAUUAUAGAGAUUCUCAUAUAUCUAGAUCUAUUGUUAAUCAACCUAAAAUGUCCACAUUCCUAACAAUAGUAUUUUAUAUGUGUCAUGAAUUUUUGUUAGCAUUGGGAUUCUCAGGUGUUAUAGGUAAUAAUGGAGCUACAUACAUUGUACUUCCAGCCCAGUAUGUGGGUGCACUCCUAAUGAUCUUCCUGGCCUUUUAUUCAGAAGGAUACAUUAUAGAAUAUAAAAGUCAUGAUCCUGCACACUGA